This is a messenger RNA of Nyctereutes procyonoides (raccoon dog), 1800 nucleotides long. RefSeq names its product chromosome unknown C1orf94 homolog (gene CUNH1orf94). The transcript has 7 exons. The record is from RefSeq and is a predicted model, not a curated record. NCBI's taxonomy places the organism in Eukaryota, Metazoa, Chordata, Mammalia, Carnivora, Canidae. The coding region runs from base 1 to 1800 and encodes 599 amino acids.
AUGAGGGGUGGUGGUGGAUGGUCCCCCUGUCUUCAAGCCCUGGGCGGACGAAGGGGCCUCUGGAAAGACAGGAGGAGGAUGGCCAGUGGAAAUGGGCUCCCUUCAUCCUCAGCCCUGGUGGCCAAGCGCCCCUCCGCCCUGGGCCCAUUCCCCAGAUACAUCUGGAUCCACCAGGACACACCCCAAGACAGCUUAGACAAGACUUGCCACGAAAUCUGGAAAAGAGUUCAAGGCCUGCCCAAGGCCUUGCAGCCCAGGACCGCAAAGGAACAGCUCUCUGCCCAGGUGGCUGGGACUCCGAGAGACAACGGGCUCAACUUCCAAGAAGGAGCCCCGGAGCCCUGCCAUGGCAAAGACGAGAUCUCCCUGUUGGUGGAGCAGGAGUUCUUGAGCCUGACCCAGGAGCACCUCAUCCUCGUCACAGAGAGCCCGCCGCCCACGGGGCCCCGACGGCUGGCUCCCUGCCUGCCCGUGCCUCCCCGGGGGACAGGCAGCACCGAGGGCCCGGGAGCCCCCAUUGCGGCUGGCGACACGCUCCGGGAGCCAAAGGUGGCCGUGUCUGUCCUCAGCGGCCGGCCGGACUGUGACUCGGUUGUGUCCACGGUGACGGGCAUUCUGCGCGCUGCCAAGGUCAAGAGCGUCAAGGGGGCGGACGCUGGGGGCCGCACGCCGGGGGCCCCCAACUCGGAGGUCGGCAGGCUCCUGGUGCAGCUCCCGCUGAAGCCGUCGGCUGCCAGCCAGGCCCCCGACACCGGGGCGGUGCAGGAGCACACGAGGGCCAUCAAGGAGGGCUUCCUGCAGAACGGCACGCUCGGCGACCCGGGGCCCAGGGAUGCCCUGGCACUCGGCCCGCUCCUGCUGCUUCCGCCGGCCCCCCCGCCGGCCCCCCCGUCGUCCGCGCCCCCUGACAAGCUCCCCGAGCUCCCCACUCAGAAGAGGCAGCUCCCGGUGUUUGCCAAGAUCUGCUCCCAGCCCGAGGCUGACGUGGCCACAGAGGGGCAUCCGCUCGUGGAAUGGAACCCUGGCACCAAGGAGCCGACAAAGGGACGAGAGAGCCUCUUUCUCAGUCAGUGGCCCCAGACCCGGAAGGACACCUGCGGCAAGGAGGGCUGCAGUGACCCCGGGGGCUCCGUGUCCGUGGCCCUGCCGGCCAAGAAGUCCACGUGGCCUGCCGAGAAGAACCUGCUCUAUGAGUUUCUUGGGGUCGCCAAGAACCCAAGCGGGCCGCUAAAGCUUCACAGCAAAGUGGAGGUGGAAGGACUGGAGCUGAAAGUUAACCCGCCGGGGACCAUGGCCGACAAGAGCAACCUCAAGUAUACAGGGAACGUUUUCACCCCACGCUUUGCCACGGCCCUGACCUCGGCCACCCUGAACCAGCCACUCUGGCUCAACCUGAGCUACCCGCCUCCGCCCGUGUUCACAAAUCACUCCACCUUCCCACAGUAUCAGGGCCUGUACCCGCCGCGCGCAGCCAGGAUGCCCUGUCAGCAGCCCCUGCAGCCCCCGCUGGGCUGCUCCUCCCAGCAGGUGACGCCGUACAGCCCACAGCAGGUGGGACAGCAGGUGUUCCGCUCUUCCUACGCCCCCCUGCUGAGCUACAUCCCCUUCAUCCAGCCCGGCUACCCGCACCCUCAGAGGACACCUCCAAAGCUGUGCAGCCAUCCCCGCGACCCUUCCCCGAUGGCGGGAGACGGGCCACAGUACGUGGUCUCCCAGGCGUACGGGUUCGGCUCGACGGCUGGCGGGCCCCUGGUGAACAGCCCCUAUUUUUCCUCCAGUGGGAAUGGCAUAAACUUUUAG